ACCUCCAUCGAAGAAGUCAAAGGAGGAAGCGAUUAGCAAGGAUUAGGGCGAAAUAAACAAAGCCUGAAAUAGAAGUCGCCGCUCCAAAACAGCCAAGAUGCUGAAAGAGUUGGUGAAGGAGCGACUCAUGGCGGCGGCCGAUGAAAUAUUGGCGCUGUUUGAAAGAACGAUAGCGUCCUACGAGGAGGAACUUUCUCGAACAAAAGAGGAGAAGGAGCGGCAUCGGCGACAACUGGAAUCUGUUUGUAAGACUCACAUUGGGCUGCACGUCGACGACGUUGAACAGCUGAUCGGUCUCCCUCAGUCCCCCCACGUUAAAGAGGAAGAAGAGGAACGAGAGUGUCUUCUCCUGGCGGAGGAGGCCGAUCUCACCAAGUUGCCACUGACUGUUGUCUCCGUGAAGACUGAAGGCCUUGAAGAUGGAGCAGAAGUGGACCACCUCUUAGCGCCGCUAUCAGACAGCAGGGACAUGACGUCUCGCUCCCUGGAGUCAGACAUGGAGCUAUCAGGGGAGGAGGUGGAUGAACGCCGGAUAAAGGAGCAGGAAGGUGACGUAGCAGCCUUCGAGGGACCAGGACCUAUUGAAGGGGCUCCCCGUCUUCUGUGGACACAAAACCCAACACCCUACGGCGAGAUGAAUCCCGGAAGGCCAAAGCGGCAAUCGUCUCCUGAAGCAGAGCGGGAAUACGGGAAAAAUGCCCCCAAGUCAAAGAAGACGCAAGCAGAGAUCCAAAGAGAGUACAGGCUGAGGUUGAAAGCCGAUGCUGACAGGUACCACAAGCAGAAGGAGCGCGACCAACUGCGGUGUCAGCUAUGGCGGCUGAGUCGGUCCGAAGAACAGAAGGAACGUGAAAGGAAACUGGCAAAGGAAAGGUCGAGAAAGUACAGGCAGAGGAAAAAGGCAUCGGGAAGCGCAACAUCGAGAACGCCGAGCAAAAGGCCGACUAAAUCUACACAGGGUCAGGUCCAGAAGUGGAGGGAGGCAAAAAGAACUCAAAGAGCAUCGAUGUCUGCUCAGGAGAGGAGAAGCGUAAAUGAAAAGAGGAGACAAAAAUAUGCAGAGAAGAAGGCUGAGAAGGUCUGCAGAAGUUACCCCUGUGGAGGAAAAGACAUGGCAGAAGUAUGAAAAUCUGUUGUGUGUAUGCUAGCGGCCACGCCUCCACCCGCAGAGACAAAGGGCUCGCUCUGGUCAUGCCGUUGUUCUGUGCUGAAAGCCUCUUCCUGUCUGUUUGACAUGUGGAAGUAUGUGCUGACACCCGGAAAACCAUCCAGUCUGUCUUCAUUUAUUUGGUGAUGGAUCGAUUUAUGGUCCAUGAUGAAUCUCAGCAGGUCUUGUGACACUCUGAUCAGAGACCGCUUGGUUCUUGGCAAACCCCCAGUAAUCCCAUGGCAGCUUAUCAUCUCUGCGUUCCAUUAUAGCAGCAAAGCGCAACGAGAUGAUUCUUUGUCAUCCUUCAAUGUGGUUGGAAGUCGGCGUGGCACCACAGCAUGAAAAAAUAUGUACAUACGUACAUAGACAGACAUAAUCCCUCCAGCGUGUUUUUCUUGUUGCUGUGUGUUUAUAUUGGUUUAUUUUCUUAUUUUGUUGCUUUUGUGGGGUUUUUUUCCCAACAAAAGUCUGUCAAGUGAUGUUAAAUGUUCUGUUGUCCAUUCAUUUGUUGAGUGUAAUUAUUUUUUCAUUCUUUUCUGCAUGUAAAAUUUGAAUUAUUGUCCAUAAAAAGUGUUUUUUGUUUACAUUUAUGGCUCUCUGGAGCAGAUUUUUUACAUUUCCAUUAUUUUCUGUGGGAAAAUUUGCUUUGGUUAGAGUCCGUUUUGGUUUCAGUCGGACCUUCUGGAACGGACGAACGAUUUUAACCAAGGCACCACUUGGAGUCAUUGAACUGUCAGCACUUGUUAUUCAUUUAAAAGCCACAGUAUUCGGGUGUUAUAUAUGAUAUGUGUUGAAUAUGGGAAUCAGUCACGCCUUAACUGUAAGGGACAUUU
Doryrhamphus excisus (bluestripe pipefish) is the source of this 1983-nucleotide messenger RNA. RefSeq lists its product as uncharacterized. The record is from RefSeq and is a predicted model, not a curated record. NCBI's taxonomy places the organism in Eukaryota, Metazoa, Chordata, Actinopteri, Syngnathiformes, Syngnathidae.